ACCGGCAGCGCUAGGCCUGGCGCCCACCGCCACCGUCUCUCCAGUCCGUCUAGUCGCUGUCGGUCUCCUGUUACCUGUGCACAUUUUAAAUCUAUGUAGAGCAUCGUCUUCGUACCGAUACGCAAUAGUAAACAAAUCGUUGUACUCAUCGUGUUUUUAAAUUGCUUAUUCAAAAGUUAUCUAGUUUUUCUAAUUGUGGCGACAGCGCCGGAAGUGAAUUGUAAAUUCCAUUUAAAUGAAUACCGUCGUGCAACAUAAACGAAAUGUUUACCGAAGCAAAAGCGCGUCCGAUGAUCUCGGCUAGCCUUCCUGGCGAGGCGCUGCCCCAGUUGGGGCAGCUCGGGCCCCUGAGCCAUCUGUACCCGCCACCACCGCCCACCGGCAUGGCACCCGAGUUCCUCGCACCUCCGCCGCGGCCCUACGCUCGCUACGCGCCACGUCGGCCCCGCGAUACUAUGCCGGCGCCUCCGACGCCUGCUCCAGCGCCGUUUCCAUCUGUCCCUGCGUAUGCACAGUUCCUUUCCCAUCCAACUCCGUAUACGUCGUAUCUAUAUCGAACUCGAGCGCCCCCUCAGCCUCCGCCCGCUAACUAUCCUCUACGGCCACGUCCCACUUCAGGGUUUGUGCCGCCGGCACCAGCGCCUCAUUCGCCACCUGUAUCAGCACCGGCGCCCGUUCCCCCACUCAGAGAGGAGCCGCCAAUGUCUCCAGAACGCGGUGCUCCCGCGCCGUAUUUCUGCCGAGGUGCGCUCAUUCGAUUGGAGGAUGGUUCGCUACGGCGCGUCGAGGAGAUGCGCAUAGAGGACUUCAUGUCAAGCGCAGAGAGAAAUGGUGAUUUAACUCUAACACAGUGCACUGUACUACGUCUGGACGAGCGGGGUGACAAGUUGGCCCUUACUCUCACUUACGAUAGGAAUCGCUCACAGGUGGAAUUGGAGUCCACCGUGGAGCAUCCGUUCUUCGUAUACGGGCGAGGAUGGUCGUCGUACAAGCCAGAGCGUACGCUGGCGCGGUACGGUCUGCGCGUGCAAAGGUUGCAGGUCGGCGACGUGUGUGUAUCGCUAGUGGCACGCAAGCAUGCGGCGCCAGCUCCGGCACCGGCGCCCGCGCUUCACAGCCCGGCGCCUCCGCAAACGCAUCCUGAGAACCUCAGCGUCAAAGAAGACGCUCGCAAACGACGGUGGUCGGCGUCCGACGUCUGCGAGGAUGACCGUCCGCCACAUAAGAAACGCUGAACUACGCUGUUAAUGACGAACUGUCGGUAUUUUAUGUGUAAGUUUGGAGGAGAACUAUCUUAAAUGUGGUGUGAUCGCCUUCGUUGCAAAAACUCUCAUUUCGAACUCUGAUUGUUUUAGUGUCCAUAUUUUCUGGAAGCGUUCGUGACAAGCCAUCACAAUUGUCGGUGGAUGCGUAGGUACUGUUACUAUUUUAGUAUAAAAUACUAGAUUUUUUAUGAGGAAACCAAUGUAAAUUAAAUCGUAUCCCAGUGAGUUGCUGACCUCGUGCGUCGCCCGAGAGCACGGGGUGGUUACCAGAUCCUGCAGCGAUCGGCAGUCCACAAUCGUACGCUUAUGAUAUUCUAUUCGGGAACUUUAGGUGCUUUUUACUGUCGGGUGCUUCUGUACGCGUUCGUGUACGAUGUUUGUAAAUAUGUAUGUAACUUAGGUCAAAGUUAACGUUACUACACUCCAUGACUAAAUUAAUAUGUCACAAAUAUAGCAUCGUUGUUAUCACUAACUGUAACACGUCGCUUCGGUGUGCCGCAUAGUACCACAGCAGGGGUGCUCGUAUGUUAUGGACACGCGAAUGUUAAUGGAAUGCGCAAAGACAGUUUGUGCACUCCAAAGCACUAUGAAGUGUUGAAAAUGGAGUAAAUAAUUUACAAUUCAGCACAAAAUAUCAAUGUGUAAGUUUCUACCAGAUCUUAAAGUAGGUUAGAUAUUGUGAUAACCAAUGAGAUUUAAAUUGUCAGAGAUGAAAUGGCUCCGCAUACUUUAGACACAUGGUACAAUGAAUGUUAGUAGUAGAUAGUAGUAAUGGGCUGACGUGUGCUUAAUUCUUGACUGAUGCUCGUCCUUCGUGUACUCCGGUUCAAUAAGUUUCUUGCAAGCAGUCGAGUCAAAAGUUCCAUUAUCAUUCAAUGGUUGUGACUGCAAACAUAUCCACCGACGUGGCUGCGAGCCCGACGCUGGCAGCGCCGCGUCGGUACCUAUAACGUAACCCUCGGAAUACUACACAAGGGCAUUCAAACAAUUCCCAAUCCUUCACGGUAAUUGUAGAUACAAGUGGUAGAUACUUCGCUAAAUAACAAUGGCAAAUUCUUCUGACAAAUAAUUCGAUCGUAUAUAAAUAAUAUAAAUGUUGAUAAUUGAUAUAUAUUGUAAUAUAAUAUGUAAUAAUCAUGGUUAUUAGAUGUCAUCUCUAUUGGUUUUUGACGUCCAUGUGUGAUACACAUAACUUUUCUAUGAGAAGAUGUAUACAUAAUAAACACACAGUCUGUGAUAUUUUGUAGUUAUUGGUCAGAGUGGUAAGAGGUAUUGGUUGAUAAAGGAAAUGUAUAUGUUUUAGGAUAAGUGAGUUAUGCUAAGUAUAUUGUUGUAUACUCAAAAAUACAUCGCUGGGAAAUCUGAUACUUAAAACAAAUGUAACAAGUAGCGUCUGUGAUUAAUAUACAUAUAUCGUUAUGUGAAAUAACGACUAAUGCAUGGCCAUAUCAAAAAUCAAAUUAUUUUUUGUAUAUUAUUAAUAAGUAACUAAGUUAUUUCAAUUGUUUCGUCUUGUCCAAAUUAAGUUUUCAUAAUAUACUACGACGAUUUAAUUCAUCGGUAGCAAUUACGAUGUGGGGCGAUGUUAAGCCAUGGAAUUCUAGAAUGUUAUGUAGUGUAAUUAGGUGGAAGGUAGCAUAGUCAAGUUGUUAUAGUGCAUAUGUCGCAUAACUAUGCCACCUUUUAAUAAUAUAAUGUUUUUAGAAAAUUUGCCAUAGUCCGAAGCAAACGAGUAAAUUAGUGAAAUUGCCAAAUAUCGCAGUUUGUCCGUUAAGCAACAUAACAAAAUGGAAUUGGACCGUUGAGUUUGUUUGACAAAUGUUAGUUUCAUUGUACCGCCAAACGUUUCGAGCUUAUAUUGGUAUGUUCAUUGUUGACUGCCACGAAGUAAACACCUACCCGGGGACGGAAGGUGUUGUACAUUUAAUAAUUAUGUUGUAUGUAAUUGUAGUUUUAUCGUCUUUAUAUUAUUUGUAAUUAUAAUGAAAGAUCUCAUUUUAUUAAUCGGUAUUUUCUAACAAGGCGCUUUCAUUAGAUCAUGACUAUGCCUACCUCACAAACUUUAAGACUAGUGUCUCGCCGCGGCGAGGCCCGCCUCUCGCGAGCCGGUCGCAAACAAGUCUAAACAAGAUCUCAAUUUGAUGAAAAUAAACUUUUAAAAAGACUGGGACGCUUUACUGAAUGUUGUGGGAUAAUAGUUUCACUGAAGAUAUUACUUAAAUUUAUGAGAUAGGAGCAUUUAUUAUGAAUAUGGGCGCGCUAACUCCGUGCAUGUCAUGCUCGGCCUCGCUUCCAAUCAAUCCAAAAAGCUGGAUGGUCAUUUAGUACAAAAUUCGUUACAAAAAGUAUUAUAUCCUAAAAUCCACAUUCAGAAAGUAUUAACUUAUUUCAGUGAAUGGUGCUAUUAAUAGCUUUGAACUACGAAAAUACAUCUGGCACAAUCAUGGUAGAUAUUACUUAUAGAAAUAACAAUAUAAACACACGUGGUGUCACGGCAUGUCUCUCCAUACUUAUAUUAUUUAUCUAUUGGCCCUUUAAUUGGCGUAAUCAUUGUUCUUCCACGUCUCCUAUUAUUUAUUAUGGAGUUAAUUAUACACACACUUACAAAUAUAGAUAAACGUCAUGUCUUUGUAAUUUUGUACAAUUUACAUUUAACUUAACCUUCUGUAGAUGUAAAUGAGUUUCAGCAUGACCUUUGUAUUAAAAGUUACGAUUUAUUAUUAUUAUUAUUAUAAUUGUUACUGUGAGUUAAUUGUAAAUAAUAUUAUUUAGACGCAAGAGACUGACAUAAUAAUUUUAGAUUUAUUUGUGAUCAACCAAACGUUAUCAUUUAAAAGUGAACCAAAAAGUCUCUGAUAUAUCUUCUCUGAUCCACUAAUAAAUAUAACUUGAAACAUUAAGAUAAGUAUGAGCAGUAUAAGUAAGAGCCUAUUCACUGUGUAUAAAUGAGGUUGAUGUAAAAUAAACGUUACAAUUGACACAAAUUAAAUAAGUAACAUGAAGUAUAAAUACAAUAAAAAAAAUUGUUAUAUGAAUUAAAAGGUGAAGUGUGAGUUAGACUCGCAAUAAUAAGACAACUCCACAUUAUUUAGUACUAAGUUCUAAUUAAACAUUCGGAACUUUCUUCCAAAAUAAAAACAUUUUUUCCAUACUGUACGUCUGAUAAAUUGAUCUAUAGCUUUACCUUAGCGAUAAUUCGGAGUUUUCUAAUCUCUACAUAACAAAACUAUUUUUACCUACGUGAAUGUAAUUUGAAAUUUUAAUUUACAUGAAUCAUUAUGCAUUCGAAAACAAGGAAAUUUAUUUCAAUUAUAUAAGACAGAUGAUUGUAUUCAAAUAUGUGUGUAUAUAUAUUUAUUGGCAAUUCUGAUAUUUACUACCUAUUGGAUAAUUAUAUUUUUCUAUUAUAAAUAUUAAUUCUUAUAUACUUAAAGAUUAUUAAUUAUUAUAUAUACAGACAAAUAAAUAUAAUUUAAUACAAAUUUUACAAUAAAAUCUGCUUACUACAUUUAUAUGAUAAUAAUUUAGAAAUAUGAAACAAAGGAACAAUAAAUAAAAACUGUGAAAAAUAUAAAUUAUUUUGUAAUGAGAAUAUCCAUAAAAUAGGAAAAAAGUAAAAUUUGCACAUACCGUUAAAUCCCCAAAGUACAAUAAUAAAUAAAACAUUCAUAGAAUGAUAAUUUAAUUACUAACUUAAUGAAAUUGAAGAUAUCAUACUGUAAAAUAUAGAAAAAUAACAAUGUCUCAAAGGAAAGUUAUAACUAUGUUUAUCUUCGCGUUCUUUAGCCUAUAUGUUGACAACGUAUUCUAGUUCUUCCAGCUGCUUUAAGUGAAACCUACACAUACAAUUAAAUAGUUUUCGCCUCAUUAAUAUUAUACUAUUUUAUAUUAACGUUUAAGACUUUAAAAAAAUGCACGUGUAUAGGCUCUACUGCCCUAAUAUACCUUGUUCUUUAUAUUUAUGACGCUGGUACUUGUGUCAGUCUGUUGAGUUUAUACAUUUCUAACUUGUUUGUAUUGCAAAAACCUUGUGUUUCGGUACAUGAACCAGUUGCAAUCAAUUCUCAGUUGUGACUGAUUAAAAUCGAAAGGUUAGCAAUUUUACAUUUCCCUUUUGAGACUUGCAUUUACAAGUUGUAUGGUUCGUAAUUGCAACUAUGAACUUAAUUAUGUAACGAUGUUCGUAACAAUUCUCAUUUGAAAUAGAUUAAAAGUACCAUUUUACGUACUAAAUGACCUUUUACAGUUGCAUUUACCUACCGUACGAUUACUAACGGCAGCAUCUCUCAAACGGUUCAUACAAACACAAACCCAUCAAUAUUAUAUAGGUUACAAGUGAGAAUUGUUAAUGGCAUAACGUAUUUAGCAGCAGUAACAUAAUUAAGACCCUGGUCAUUAAAUCAAAUUUAAUAUAAAAACAAUCAACGAUAUAUUUACUUUAUAGUGAUAUUUACAUGUUAAUUACAGUCCAAAAUAAAUACAGUCAGUGUAUAUAUAGUGAAAGGUCUAAUAAGUUUUAUAUAGUUUUCAUAUGAAUUACUAUAAUUUCAAAUAACGCUAUAAGAUAUUAAACCAAGAAAUAUAUCAAAUAUGUGGUUGCCAACACGGCCAGUACUGGUUUUCAUAGUUUGUAAAUUCCAUACGCCGCCAACUAACAUUACGAAUGAUCGACACAAAUGAUUGUGCCAUUCAUAGCAAUUUUAUCAAUAUAUAAUAUACAUACUUGUUUAUAAACACUAAAA
Molecule: messenger RNA, 6007 nt
Organism: Achroia grisella
Lineage: Eukaryota; Metazoa; Arthropoda; Insecta; Lepidoptera; Pyralidae
Gene: Atx-1
Product: ataxin-1-like
Exons: 4
Coding region: 264-1235 (323 amino acids)
Biological process (GO): regulation of DNA-templated transcription
Molecular function (GO): protein binding; RNA binding
Source: RefSeq, a predicted model, not a curated record